This is a messenger RNA of Macrosiphum euphorbiae (potato aphid), 4704 nucleotides long. The record is from the annotation of a GenBank genome assembly. Lineage: Eukaryota; Metazoa; Arthropoda; Insecta; Hemiptera; Aphididae.
AUGUCUUCUAGUAGUCCUCCAGUGGAUUAUCAAAAGCCUGUAAAAGUCAAAUCUCGGUGGACACAAUCUUGUCAGAUAGACAUGUUGAUGGAAGAGUCACAGUCUUCAUUAGAUAUGUCUGAUACUGUUACAGAUGUUUCAUCAAGUGAUUCAAAUGAUAGUACAGAUUAUAGUUCUGAAUUUAACUCUUUGGAAUUAAGAAAAUCUCGUAGGACUAGUACUAAUAGAACAAACUAUAGACAAUCAAAUCGGAAAAAACAAAAAAUCACUUCCAAAAUUUUUAAUGAAAAAGAAUAUAAAGAGAAACAAUUGUCUACUACGUCUGAAAAUGAUCAGGAAGAAAAAUUUAAAUACAAUAUUUCACAAGAAUCUAAUAUUAAAAGAAAUACUUCAGUGGACUGGAACACUAUUUCAAUUUUUCAAUCAAAGAGUGUUAGUAAUAUAAGUGAAAAUAUUGAUAAAUUACCAACAAAGCCUAUUCGUCGAGCCUCUGUACCAUGGAAGUUAAAAUUCUCAUUUACAAAAGAUUUAUUAAAGGAUAAUAUUAGGUUACUAGAAAAAGAUAACUAUUAUAAUCUUUCUAAUGAUAUCAAAUAUUUAAAUUUAGAUAAGAUGCUAUUAAGUGAAGAUAAAAAAUUAACUCAAAAAGAGAAUACAACAAAUAAAAAUACUUCCCAACAAUCAUAUUGUAUAAAUGUCUGCAAUUUAAAUUGUAGAGAUUUUGAUGGUUUGAGCAAAAAAAUACUAAACAUUGAAGUAUCUGCAGAAAAUAAGCUUAAGCAAUCCCAUGAAUUAAAUAUGGAUGUAAACCACUUCAAUGAAAAAUAUCAAAACACUAAUUUGGAGGUACCUAAAACGUUUUUAUUUAAAUCGAAAAAUUUGAAAUGUAAUCCUAACUAUAAACUCAGAGAAAUUCGUUCCAAAAGUUGUGAUUCUAUAUUGAAAAAAACUUAUUAUUCAUUUAAACGUUGUAAAAGUUAUGAUAGUUUAAAUCAAUUAAAAGAUUCUGUGAUUGAUGGUUUUAAAUUACAAAAACCUGAAAAAAAAUCUCCAAAAAAAAAAAGACGACAGUCAAAAAGAAUUAAACCUAAAAAUAAUUAUAUAGAAAUACUUGAUGAUAUGAAAGUUCCAGAAGUUAAUUAUAAUCUAGUAGCUGAUGAAAUUUACAAAGAACACAAAAAUCAACUACUUGAAGCAAGAAUUAAUGAUAUAGAAUUUGAUGAAAAGUUAAAAGCUACCAAUUUUACAUUAGUUGAUGAAAAUAUAUACAGACCUAAUAGGCAGACUUUGAAAUCUUAUCCACCUUCUGAAAUUCCUGGGUUACGUAAGCUGAAACAACGAACAAUAUCGGCGGACAUAAACGAUUAUUGUGAGUGUACAUUAUCUAAAGAAGAUAUAAUUGAAGGAAAUACAGGUUGUGAUGAUAGAUGUCUCAAUCGACUUCUUAAAGUUGAAUGUGGUUUGGGUUGUUCUCUUAAAAGAUAUUGUACUAAUAAACAAUUUCAAAAUAAACAAUUCAAGAAAACUAACAUUAUUAAAACUGACAAUAAAGGUUAUGGAAUUUGUGCUGUUGAAGAUAUUCCCAAAGGUGUUUUAAUUAGUGAAUAUGUUGGUGAAGUUAUUGAUUUUAACGAAAUGUGUAAUCGUCUAACAAAAAAAGAAUAUAAAAAUCUAAAUUAUAUGGUUCAAUUAAAUCCGGAUGAAAUUAUCGAUUCCACUUCAAAAGGAAAUGUGACUAGGUUUAUUAACCAUAGCUGUGAUCCAAAUUCAGUUGGUGAAAAAUGGCAUGUAUUGGGUCAAUCUCGUAUUGGUUUCUUUAGCACUCGGCAUAUUGAAAAAGGCGAAGAAAUUACAUUUGACUAUAGUUUUCAAAUAUUUGGAGAUGGUGCUCAAAUUUGUUAUUGUGGUUCAUCAAAUUGUCGUGGUUACAUCAAUAAAUCAUCUCAAAUUGCUGACCAGAACAGUUCUGAGGAUAGCGAAAGUGCUAAUGAAAAUUUUUUUGUGUCAAAACCCGAGAAAAAAGAAAGAAAGAAAAGAAAUUUGGAAAAUAAGACUGCUUAUAAUGAUGAAAAUAAAUUGAGAGAGUUGGGCAGACAAUUAACAGAAAUUGCUAAAUUAAAAACUGGAUUAAAAGCUGAUCAAGAAAUGGCAACAUUGAAUUUGAAUAGACUUAUGGUACACAUUACAGACAGCGUCAGUCGAUUACAUGUUUUAACAUUUAUAAGAGAACAUGAUAUGAACAAAAGACUAUUUAUGGAUUUCAGUGGACUUAGUAUUAUUCAUAACUGGAUGACUUCAAAUGAAAAUGAAUCAUUUAAAUUAAUGAUCUUAGAAAUCUUAGCUGAAUUACCAAUAACAAAUAGAAAUACAAUUACUAAAUCUAAAGUACUAGAUGUUGUUGCUGAAUGGGCAAAAAUACCACAAGACGUCAAAAUUAAAAUCGAAAGUUUAGAGUACCCUGCUGCAGAAAUUGAAAAUCAUUGUCGAGAAAUUGAUAGCUUAUUGCCAAAUGAUAAUGAAAUAAAAAAUAGUCUGGUAGAAAAAUCUAGAGUUUUGUGGAAAAAGUGGAUUGUAUUGAAAAUGGUGUUUAAAAUUCCAAAAAAAAUUGAUCAACAUAAACCAACUACAGAUAUAAAUUCAUGUAAACUUAUAGACGAUUGUUAUCAACCUCCUAUGGACACUUUCGAUCGAAAAAUGUUUAGAUAUGCAAAUAAAUAUGUAAAUAAAGUACGGAAUCAACACGCUACAUCUUUAGAUCGUAUGAAAUUGAGAAAAGAAUAUCAAUUUAAAGUGGAUAAAGAACGCCAAAAAAUGUUCAGGAAAAAGCCGAUGGAUGAUUGGUAUGAAAGUGUUGACGGAGUAGUAAAAAAGAAACCGGAUAAAAAUUACUUACAGCAUCAUCAAACAAUAAAUUUCCUUACUUCAACAUUAAACAAUAAUAAUGGAAUUAGUGAAAAAAUAAGAUGGGAUUCUACUUCACAAGCAACACUUGUUGAUCAAAAUUCAAUAAUCAAUUAUGGUGGACAGAAUCCUUGUUUGAAGAAUUACAUGUCACCACAAGCAGUACAACAAGCAUUCAUUCAAUGUCCACAGUAUUCUUAUACACAGCCUCAAGUUUUCUCUGACUGUAAUGUAGUUAAUCAACCAACAUUGUAUUAUACUCCUUCACCACUGACAUCUAGUCAACCAUUGGAAACACAACUGCAAAAUAUGGCUACAUCAAACAAUAAACAUGUUAAUCAAAAUAUUGAAUCAAAUGUUCUAUCUCCAACAAAACAUCUGCUUAAAUUAGCUGAAACUAAUGUCUUUAAUUUGAUCAAUGACAGUUUACGCAAGCAUUAUAAUCCUGAAAAAAUGAAAGUUGUUGAUAAAGAAAUGGAACAUUCCAAGAAAUCUUGUACAAGAGUUGUACAAUCUGGUGCAGAUUUAUUAGCAAGAAUUAAAGUUAUUAGUAAUUCAUUUAAAAACCAGCCAUCAAAAUUAAUUACAAUUAAGAACUUGAAACAAAAAAAUUAUAAUACAAAACUUGAAAAGGUACCUUUGUCUGAUAUAAAGUUGAAAUCUAUUUGCGACGAAAAUAAAAAAAUUGUUUUCAUCAAUGAAGAAACUGGUGUGACUUCUAACACAUUAAGUGAAGAUCUGUUGCCGACUCCUAAAACUAUUCAAGUAUCUAAAAAUAAUAAAUUUGCAAUUGCCAUAUUUAAUUCUUUGUUAAAAAAUGUGUCAGAACCUGAAAAUGAAAACUCAGUACCAAAAAAAUUUGUUUCAAAAAAUCUCAACUCAAAUGUAAUCACAUAUCAUGAAACCGACAAAGAAAUUGAAUUGUAUAAGAAUAUGAAACCAAAAGUUUUAAAAAAAAUAGUUGGUCAUGUAAAAACUAAAAAUGGUUUUGUAGCUGUUAUGAAACGACAAUUGGGAAUUAAACUGAAAGGUUUAAAAAGAAACCGUGAUGAAAUACCAGCUACAAAACGUAAUAUAAUGCGUAAGGGUAGUAUACAUCGUUUAGCAUUGAAAAAUUGUCUUGUCAAUACAACAAAAUCAGCAUUAAAGAGACAAAGUAGUAUGAAUGUGAACGACUAUUUAAAAAGACCUAAAGAAAAAAGAGUUACAUUCUGGAUAGAAGGUGAGACAUCACCAAAUUUGCCACACUCAGAACCUUCAACUUCUGCUAUUCAAGGUGGUGAUAAUUCUCAAAUUCCUGGUAUCGACACAACUAAUGAUCAAAUCAUUACACCUAUUGUUGCGAAAUUCAAAGCAUCAAGAAAUAGGCGCAUUAGCUUACGAGACAAGUCAUCUGAAUUAGAGCAAUUACGUAGUCAAAGAAAUCAUAAGAUACCUAUCAGUAUGAUGUCUUUAUCAGUGGAUGUAUUAAAACUUAUUCCUGAUAACAGAAAAGAAAUGAAGAAAAUAAUUGACUAUUAUCAUUCAAUGGCUACUGUUAUAGUAAAGACUUUAGGAUCAUAUGCUAAAAAGACCUGUCAACAAGGACGUAUAAGAAGCGAUGAAGAUUUUAAAUAUCUUGCCAAAAAAAUUAAUGAAAAUGUGUUGUUAAAAGAGUUACAAUUAAAAAAAGUGGACAAAUUAAAAAUAAGUGACAGUACAAAAGAUAAAGUUGCCGAAUAUAUCAGAAAGUAUAUGUCACGGUUCGGAGAAAUCUAUAAAAGAAAACCCAGUGAACAAACUAAUCACCACAAACCGAAGUAG